AUGUCGACGGCGGCGGCCGCGAAGACUCCGACCAAGCCCCUGGGCCCCGCGGCCGCGGGUGCCAGGACUCCGACCAAGCCCCAGGCCACCGCGUCGGCGGCCAAGACGCCGUCCAAGACGCCAUGCCCCUCUCGCGCGCGGUCCUCCCACACAUCCGAGAACUCCAACCCCAACAUCCCGGGCACGCCGCCUCCCCCGCAGCCGACGCCGUCCAAGCCCGUCCUCAAGUCCCCGGCGACCGCGGGCGCCAGGUUCACCACCACGAAGAAGAAGCCCUCCACGCCCGCGCCCGCCCCCGCCACGCCGCCGCCGGAGCGGGAGCGGCGAUUCCUCGUGGCGAAGAAGGGCACGCGGCGGAGGCGGAACGUCGGGACCAUGGGAGGCGGCGGGGGCGGGGGAGAGAUCGACUUCGACAAGGUCCGCGAGGCCGCCCGCGAGGCGCUGCGCGCGUCGCAGGGAGAGUUCUUCCGCAAGGAGCUCGCCGCGUCCACCGCCACCGUAGAGGAGCAAUUGGGACAGGAGGAGGAGGAGGAGGAGGAGGAGGAGGGGAAGCCGGUGGCUGAAGAGGAUGUGAAAGGUGGAGCAUUCGAGGAGCAGGAGGAGGAGGAGACCGACGCGGAGCUGGAGGGGAGCAGCAAGGUUAGGGCGAUGAGGACGAAGGCAAUGGCAAAGGCGAUGACCAGCGUUCCAGAUCCUGGCUCUGGCCGCGUCAAGCAUAUGGUACAGGCCUUCGAGAGCCUACUCAACAUCUCCGGCGCCACCUCAGAUGCAGAAAGGGCCGGUGAGGGCUCAUGGGCGCUGCCCGGGUUGCAGCUGUGGAAGGAGAAGCCUGAAGAGGGUGAUCUGGGGUUCCCACCAGUGUCGGUGUUCUCUUCGGCUGAUUUCCAGAAUGCAGGGUCUAAUCGACUCUGCUCGUCACUAGAUGGAAACACCGACAGGUUGAGCUGGGACAGCAGAACAUCGGCUGGCGAGCGCAGGGACAGGAGAAGCUCAGCUGAGUCACUAAGGACCAGAACAUCGGCGGGCGGGCGCAGGAGCAGGAGAAACUCAUCUGAGUCACUAAGGAGCAGCUGGAACAAAAAGCUCAAGGUCACUAGCCAGCAUCCAUUCAAGUUGAGGACUGAGCAAAGGGGAAAAUUUAAAGAACAACAGUUCGUUCAAAAGGUUCAAGAGAUGCUUGUAGAGGAAGAGAAAAAGCGUAUUCAUAUUGCGCAAGGAUUGCCAUGGACUACCGAUGAACCCGAGUGCUUGAUAAAGCCUGCAGUCAAAGAAAGAACGGAGCCGAUAGACCUUGUUUUGCAUAGCGAUAUGCGUGCACUUGAACGUGCAGAAUUUGAUCAUCAUGUUUUGGAGAGGAACAAGUUCGCUGAGCAACAAAGGCUAGAAUGGGAAAGGCAACAGGAAUUAGAGGAAGAAGAAAGGAUUAGGCAACUGAGGAGGACUGAGCUGAUUCCUAAAGCUCAACCCAUGCCAUACUUUGACCGCCCCUUCAUCCCCAAAAGGUCGACAAAACCGAGUACAGUUCCUGUGGAACCGAAAUUCCACCUCAGGCCAGAAAAGCUAUCCUGUUACUGUCGACAGCGAUGUAUGGAGCUUGGAAAGCUGAAUCCUCAACAGCAGUGCCAAUAUCCACUAUGGCAAUCGAGAAAUGCAGAGCAUCGACACACAUGA
Molecule: messenger RNA, 1671 nt
Organism: Miscanthus lutarioriparius
Lineage: Eukaryota; Viridiplantae; Streptophyta; Magnoliopsida; Poales; Poaceae
Source: the annotation of a GenBank genome assembly